Sphaeramia orbicularis (orbiculate cardinalfish) is the source of this 1968-nucleotide messenger RNA. RefSeq names its product NOP2/Sun RNA methyltransferase 5 (gene nsun5). Gene Ontology annotation, cellular component: nucleolus. Gene Ontology annotation, biological process: rRNA base methylation. The transcript has 5 exons. Bases 279 to 1772 code for a protein of 497 amino acids. The record is from RefSeq and is a predicted model, not a curated record. Gene Ontology annotation, molecular function: RNA methyltransferase activity. NCBI's taxonomy places the organism in Eukaryota, Metazoa, Chordata, Actinopteri, Kurtiformes, Apogonidae.
UAACGAUAUACUAUCUUGUCAAUACAAGGUCUUUGACGCGUUAGUACUUCCGGUGUUACGACCCCGUCUUUUCCAUGUGAGUCUAGAUGUUUGGUGGUAAAACCUUGUUGUUUUACCUUUUAAAAUGUAAAUUAGAAUAAAACAAUUCCUUAUUUCAGCGGUAAAAGACAACAGAAAGCUUCGACUGGGAGAAAUGUGUUACGGUAUCCGAAAGAGGUGAACAUUAACAGAGUACAAGUAGAGUCCCGUGUGUCCGUGUACUGAAGCCUCCUGUGAACAUGGCGUUGUACGUAAAAGCCGCCGAGAUCCUGCAAAAAGCCGAGAAGAAACAGGGCGCCCUGAAGACUCUGGUUUACGACAGUAAGUUUGCGAACAUCAAACAGUUGUUCGCUCUGGUCUGCGAGACGCAGAAGUUCUCCUCCAUCCUGCAGGAGAUCAUCGCCUCCACCAAACUGCUCAAACUGACCGGGCUGAAACCGCACCUGGCCCAAGUGUUGGUCUACGACCUGAUCAUAGGUCAGGGGUUGAAGUGCGGCGGGUCCUGGAAGGCCAUGUUGAUGAAGCAUCGGUCCCGGCUGCAGGCGGAGCUGGCCCGCAUGAAGGUGAAGCAGAAGGUCAGCAGGAACCAGGACCUGCUCCCGGCCAGCCUCCAGCAGUCCGCCGCAGACCUGCUGCCCAGGUAUGUGCGAGUGAACACCCUGAAGACCACCGUAGAAGAUGCUGUGGACUACCUGAAGAGAGAGGGCUUCUUGUAUCUGGGUCAGGCCUCGAGGCUGGAUGACUUAAACCUGAAGAAGAAAGCCUUUGUUCAGGACCUGCAUCUACCGGAGGUGCUGGUCUUCUCUCCUAAAAUGGACUUCCAUGACCACUUCCUGUACAAGGCGGGUCACAUCAUCCUGCAGGACAAAGCCAGCUGCCUCCCAGCCCACAUCCUGAACCCCCCACCUGGCAGCGUGGUCAUUGACGCCUGCGCCGCGCCGGGAAACAAAACCAGCCACCUGGCCGCAAUCAUGAACAACAAAGGCCAACUGUUCGCUUUUGACCUGGACGCCAAGCGGCUGGCCACCAUGUCCACUCUGUUGCUCAGGGCGGGGGUCACAUGUCAGCAGCUCGCCAACCAGGACUUCCUGACAGUGGACCCUGAAAGCCCACAGUAUAAAGACGUGGAGUACAUCCUGCUGGAUCCGUCCUGCAGUGGAUCAGGUAUGGUGUGCCUGAGGGACAACUCCUCCUCCGCUGAUGUGGAGAAGGAUCAGGCUCGUUUGGCGUCCUUGGCCUCGUUCCAGCUCCGAUGCCUGAACCACGGCCUCAGGUUCCCCCGUCUGAAGAGUCUGGUCUACUCCACCUGCUCCAUCCACAGUCAGGAGAACGAGGACGUCAUUUCUGCCUGUCUGCAGCAGAACCCCAGCUUCAGGUUAGUUCCUCUGUUGCCUCAGUGGCCUGAACGAGGUUUGGAACCAUUCACUCAGUGUCUGAGAGCCAGUACCAGUAAGACCCGGACCCAUGGCUUCUUUGUGGCUCUGUUAGAGAAACGCAGCGAGUCAGAGCCUGUGGACCAGGAACCAGCAGUUCAGAUCAGCAGUUCAGAGGUGACGUCACACAGUCCACCUAAAGGCGAAAAGAGACCUGCACCUUCACCAGAGGAAUCUGAAGCCUCAGACACUGAGGAGAAACCAGAACCUGCAGCCGAACAGAUGAACGACGCACAAGCAAAGAAGAGGAGGAAGAGGAAGAAGAAGAAGAAGAAGAAGGCGGCUGCUUCAGCAGAGUGAUCUGUCUAAAAUGGACUUCUGGAACAUUCUCAUUUUAUGUUAAUGUAGACACUGUUUGAUUGUUUCUGAGAAGUAAAACACCUUAUUUUGUGUCAAUAUUUUUGUCACUUACUGUCUUAUUAAUAUGAUGCAUUUAACGUUCGAGGGAAAACUGGUAACACAAUUUUAUCCAUUAAACAACAAUUUUAACAACUGA